Polistes dominula (European paper wasp) is the source of this 6580-nucleotide messenger RNA. RefSeq names its product dedicator of cytokinesis spg (gene spg). The record is from RefSeq and is a predicted model, not a curated record. Gene Ontology annotation, cellular component: cytoplasm; plasma membrane. NCBI's taxonomy places the organism in Eukaryota, Metazoa, Arthropoda, Insecta, Hymenoptera, Vespidae. Gene Ontology annotation, biological process: small GTPase-mediated signal transduction. Gene Ontology annotation, molecular function: guanyl-nucleotide exchange factor activity; small GTPase binding.
UCGUAUCACGGCAACGUCGCUUCGGGCGCCAGAGAGGAAUAGCUGUGAGAGUGUAACACUCGUGCGGCAACACACCCAAUGUUUGUGUUUUCGAAUUUUUCGUGAUACUACUAGGAGUGUGCUUGUGGGAAGACCGCUUUUGGCAGGGUAUGUAGCCGAACUCGUGAAAAUAAUCUCAGGACAAUGUGGACAACGACUAAAACAACCAAGUAUGGCGUCGCUGUCUACAAUUGGCGUGGAGAGACGCGUUAUGGACUUCCUUUAGAAAUUGGAGAAACCGUACAAAUUUUGGAAGAAUGUGCAGGUUGGUACAGAGGAUUUUCUACAAAGAAUCGUGGGGUUAAAGGAAUAUUUCCUAGUUCCUACAUACACCUGAAGCCUUGCAAAAUCGACAAUGAGGGUCUCUUUGAGUCGGUUAUCCCUUUGGAAGAUCCGGUCGUACGGGAAGUUACCCUCGUCCUUAGAGAAUGGGAUGGUAUUUGGAAAAGGCUUUACGUGGAACGAGAAACAUACAAAUUUACAACCCUGAGGAAAGUGAUGACAGAUUUGCUACAAUGGCGACGACAACUUUUGGCUAGCACCCUUACCACUGAUCAAACUCGUGAACUCAAACUACGGAUUAUCAACAAAGUCGACUGGGGAAAUCGAAAACUUGGCUUGGACUUGGUACCACGUCAAGGUGCACACAUGGUGGACCCAGAUACUAUGUCUGUCGUUGAUCUCUACCAUGUGCAUCUACAAAGCGCGGAAAAUUCGCAAGGUGCAUCAACGAGGGGUACAUUGAAACGCAAAGAACACAAAAAAGUAUUGACGCAUCAUCUCUAUUUCUGCAUGCGAGAUUUUGGUCAUUCGGUAGGGGAGGACACCGAGAUUUAUUUUUCCCUUUACGAUGCUAAAAGAGGACAAUACUUGAGCGAACGUUUUUUGGUCAAAAUAUCGAAAGAAGGUUUCUCGAAUUACGUUGAAAAAUUACACAACAAUUGUACGAUCUUCACGGAUCUUGGUAACGCCGAUUUGAGCCGUGAUCUUUACCUGGUUGCACACGUCAUGCGAUGCGGUAGAAUGUUGUAUUCUGACUCCGGUAAAAACAAGGCAGGAAGUGCCGUUUACAGGAGACCUCAUGGGGUCGCGGUACUUUCUUUAGCCGAUACCACUCAUACGGAGGAACUAGAAUUACCCUUUAAGGUAUACCAAGGCGAAGAGAAAGAAUUUCAUCAAUUGCACGAACAAAUUAUUCGUAAUAAUAAAUGUACUCCGCUUCCUGGCCAACCAAAUUAUGGAAUAAUAGUAUCCCUUCGAAUAUUACAUGGUGAAUUGUCUCAGGUGCGAGAAGAAAAUCCAUUAUUGUUCAAGAACAUUUGUCUUACGAAGAAGCUAGGUUUCUCCGACGUUAUAAUGCCAGGUGACGUUAGAAACGAUUUGUAUUUGAAACUCGAACGUGGUGAAUUCGAACGUGGUGGAAAAUCAACUGGAAAAAAUAUCGAGGUGACUAUCUUAGUCUUGGAUGCCGAAGGCCAACCAUUGGAGGGAUGUUUGUUUGGUGCAGCUGGAACCGAGGGUAGUUCAGAAUAUCAAAGUUUAGUCAUUUAUCAUCACAAUAGUCCAUCCUGGGCAGAAACUGUGAGAUUAGCCAUACCCAUUGACAAGUUUUAUGGGAGUCACGUACGCUUUGAAUUUCGUCAUUGUUCCACUCGAGAGAAAAACGAUAAGAAACUUUUUGCGUUCGCUUUUGUACGUUUAAUGGAACCCGGCGGUGCUACGCUUCAAGAUGGCACUCACGAGCUGUACAUCUACAAGUGCGAAGAACGAGCUAAAUUAGAUUCACUUAGCUACCUAUCUUUACCCAGCUGUGCUCGAGAACCAAGCGCUACAGGUGCCCCAUCCUUCACAAGAUCACCUAAAGAAGCUGUAUUCAUUCAUACUCUUCUCUGCAGUACGAAACUAACUCAGAAUGUUGAUUUGUUGAGUCUCCUUCAAUGGAAAGCUCAUCCUGAACAUAUUUCCGAAGCAUUAGGACGAGUUCUUAGAUUGGAUGGCGAGGAAUUAGUUAAGUUUCUUCAAGAUAUAUUGGAUGCACUGUUUGCGAUGUUUCAUACCGAGGAUGGCAAUUCAACGGCACAUUCAGGAUUGGUCUUUCAAGUACUAGUCUCGAUCUUCAGUUUACUCGAGGAUUCCAAAUUCGAACAUUUCAAACCAGUUAUGGAUGCUUAUAUUUCUGGACACUUUGCAGCAGCUUUAGUUUACAAAGGUCUCUUAAGUAGCGUACAACACUGUGCUGAUUGGGUAACAGCAGCUGAAAAACAGGAACCGAUAAUGAAAUGUUUCAAAUCUCUCGAAUAUAUUUUUAAAUUUAUCAUACAAAGUCGAUUGCUAUUUGCACGUGCCACGGCUGGCCAAUUCGAGGAUAGUUUUAAAAGAGAUCUAUACUGUGUUUUUUCCGCAUUAAGCAAGAUGUUGAGUAUAUCAUACGAAAUGGUUUUACAAUCACAAAUAGCUUUGCUAUUAUCGAUCGCAGCUGUCUUUGAACAAUUGGUAGCCGUAUUACCUGUUCUCGAUGUUGCCAAAUUAACGUGUACAAUGUUGGACUCGGUACCACGAGAACCACAAUUACAAUUGAUACAAGCUAAAUUAUUGGCCAUCAAAAAUCUAACAACGUCUAGCUUGUUUCGGGAAGAUGACGAAAGUAGAAAUCUUUUGUUGGUAACUAUCUGCAGACAUCUCAGAAUUCACUUGGCCAGACGAGAAGAACUUCGUACUUGCACGGAUAUACUCGGAGAAAUAUUGAGUUUUCUUCACAAGAGAGGCAGAGACGCAAACAAGGUUAACAAUUGUAUUCAUCACGACGUAGAAACCUUAUGUCUAUCGAUUUUAGACGUAUUGGUACAAACUAUACUCAUAGUUAUCAAUGCAAACGGUCCAGUACUUGGUUGCUUAGUUGCCUGUUUGAUAGGCUUACUUCAACUUCUGGAUGAGUAUCAUUAUUCACGUUUGUGGGAGGAACUGUCGCGUGGUUCAGAACGAAAACCAUUAAAAGAUUUUCUCGUGAGAGUCUUUUUAGUUUUACGCGAUCUCGUUAAGCAAGAAGUAUUUCCACCCGAUUGGUUGGUCAUCAGGAUGCAAGCAAACAACGUCAUAUUGAAAUCUUUGCAAGAGCUUGCUCAACCAUUAGCCUUUCGGUUUCUUCACAGCAGUUUUGAUUCGCAACUUUGGUCAACGUAUUUCAAUUUGGCCGUAGCUUAUCUCACGCAACCGUCGCUACAACUGGAACAAUUUUCCGAAGUUAAACGAGAGAAGAUUGUUGAGAAAUAUGGCGACAUGAGAGUUCUCAUGGGCUUUCAAAUAUUAUCCAUGUGGUCAAAUUUGGGUGAUCGUAAACUCGAAUUUAUUCCUGGAAUGGUUGGACCAUUCCUCGAGGUCACUCUCGUUCCAGAAAGUGAACUGAGAAAGGCAACUUUACAUAUCUUUUUUGACAUGAUGGAGUGUGAACAACGUGCACGCGGUAGCUUUAAAUCUGUCGAGUCAGAACUUAUAGAUAAAUUGGAUAUACUUAUCAGUGAGAAUAAAGGUGACGACGAAUACAGACAAUUGUUCAAUACCAUGGAACAUCUUAGCGCUGUAUUGUUGGACAGAGUUCAAUCGGAGGAUCCAGCUUGGAAGGACAGUGGUACUGCAUUCAUCACGUCGAUCACUCGUUUGUUAGAAAGACUUUUGGAUUAUCGUAGCGUUAUUCAAGGUGAUGAAAAUCGUGACAAACGUAUGUCAUGUACCGUGAAUUUAUUGAACUUUUACAAAAAUGAAUUCAAUCGUAAGGAGAUGUAUCUACGUUACAUUUACAAGUUACACGAUCUACAUCUAGCUGCUGAGAAUUACACGGAAGCUGGAUUCACGAUGAAAUUGUAUGCCGAUCAAUUAGGAUGGGGUUCGAACGUUUUACCAUCUGAUCAUGAACAUCCUCAACAACCUGAAUGGCAGAGAAAAGAAAUUCUUUAUUACAAAAUCAUUCAUUAUUUGGAUCGUGGUAAAUGUUGGGAGAAGGGUAUACCUCUUUGCAAGGAAUUGGCUAUCUUAUACGAAACGAGAUUGUACGAUUAUGCGAAAUUAAGUCACGUGUUGAAACUACAAGCUAAAUUCUUGGAUAAUAUCUUGACUCAACUAAGGCCUGAACCAGAAUACUUCAGAGUUGGAUUCUACGGUUUAAGCUUUCCACUUUUCGUUAGGAACAAGCUGUUCAUUUAUCGUGGUUUGGAAUACGAGAGAAUAGUGACGUUCACUCAAAGACUGCAAACUGAAUUCCCAAGCGCACAAAUAUUAACGAAUAAUUCGCCACCCGAUGAAUGUAUUCUAUCAUCCGAGGGUCAAUACAUACAAAUAUGUAAUGUCAAACCGAUACCAGAAGAAGGCAGUUUGGCAUGUAGCGGUGCAGAAAUUCCAGAACGCGUGGUAGCAUUUUAUAUGGUGAAUGACGUAAGAAGAUUUACGUUUGAUCGGCCAAUACAUCGAGGCCCUGUUGAUCGUGAAAAUGAAUUUAAAUCAAUGUGGAUCGAGAGAACAACUUUGACUACCGAAGCAAAGUUGCCAGGUAUUUUGAGAUGGUUCGAAGUGAUUGAAAAAAAAACGGAGAUCUUGGCGCCGGUUCAGUUCGCCUGCGAUACGAUGCAAUCCGUUGAAAGGGAAUUGAGAAGACACAUAGCUCAAUAUACGGCUGAACCACACAGAAACAUCAGUCCCUUCAGUAUGAGGCUACAAGGCAUACUCGAUGCAACCGUUAUGGGUGGAAUAGUGAAAUAUCAAGAAGCAUUCUUGACUCCUGAAUUUGCUAGGCAAAAUCCUGAUAUGGUACCGCACGUGAAUCGACUGAAAAAUUUAAUACUCGAUCAAAUAAAUGUCCUAGAAUCGGGAAUGGUUUUGCAUGGUCAAUUAGCACCGCCCGGUGUUCAACCAUUACACAAAAGACUGUUCGAAAGAUUUAUUCAAUUGAAGCAAGGUCUCGGUCCACUUGCCAGACAGCGAACGAUUCAUCAGGAUAGCAUAGUCAAUUCACCAUUGCCACCUUUACCUAUCAGUGAGAAACAACGGCCAGCAACUUUGGAAAACGUAGGUUCGAGAAUGUCUCAUGCUGAGAGCGAUGGUUUGCCAGAAGACGAAAGAUUUUAUUCUAGAGUCGAUGGUGCACCACCACCUAUUCCACAAAGAGAAGUAAGACCAAGAUCUGUGGGUUAUGGGACAACUCCACCUAGACCAACUCAUCAAAGAACACUAAGUAAACCAUUAAGCCCGAAAUUACCAUUAAGGCAUUCUUUGCCAACUCCAACUGACGGGGUAGAUCAAAGCGGUCUGAGAAGUUCUUGGAGCGAGCCUGGUCCAGAAUCAGCACCACCAUUGCCACCUAGAGGUUGCACUCCUGAUAAAAGAGACAACAAUACUAACACUGUUAUACCUCCUGCACCACCAAAACGAUUGGCAUACAAACGUAAUACAGAAUGGAGUACAGACGAUGAUUCAGAAACACAAAAUGAACCGGUCGAUCUUCGAGACAGCGGGAUCUCAACAACUAGUUUAUUAGACUUCCAGUCUCACUUAACUAAUCUAAAUAAUCUCAGUUACGAGGAUUCUGAACCACGCACAAGGUGUAACGAUAUAAUGAACAUUUCACCACCGUCUAUGAUCAAUUCUCUCAAUAUUUCUACUUGUAGUUUCCCUAGUGGUACAUUCCAGAAUUCAAAUUCUCUUUCUGCUCAGGAGGUAAGUCCUCCACCGAUUCCUCCCAAAGCUCAUCAAGACACCCCAUCCGCGCCGUCAACUUUGGAAAGGAUGUCAAAUCGAUCAGGUGGUUACCAUGGACACACGGAAAAUUAUUCCGUACCAAAAAUGCAGACCUUGUCCGUGGCAUCGGACACAGAGAGUACUGUGUAGCAAUGAAAUAUCUCCUAGUCUUUAGCGAUUAGUCAUAAUAUAAUAAUAAUUAUUAUAAUUAUAAUAAUGUGUAAGUGCCAUAGUCCGGCAAAUCCGAUAUCUUGAAUAGUUCGUUGUUAAGAUUAAGUAUAAUUACAAAAAAAUGAUUCCGAUGAUUCUACGAUUGGUAAUGACGAUGGAAAUGACAAAAAAAAAAUGAAUGAAAGAAAGAUCGGAGGAUUUGUUUGACAAAUCAUUUGCACAACAUUGGAAAUAUACAUAUGCAGAUAGUAUUUAAGAUGAGUCUAUUGUCUAAUGUAAUCUAAAUGAAAUCUUCUAUGGCGUAACAACACGAAAUGGAUUAUACCCACCUGCGUAUAAAAACGUACCUUAGCAAAUGCACCGUGUUCGAGUGCGGUAAAUAUCGAUUGGGCUAUUAUUUAUCUAUGAUUAUCUAUACUCGAUGAUAAUCUGUGCCAUGCAAAAAUAAAAAAAGGAAACUAUAAAAUAAAACAUAAAAGUAACAAUAGCAACUGAGCCAAGAUCGAUAAUGAACUAAACACUGGAACAAACGGUGCAUUGGACUUUAUGUUAAAGACAACGUUCUUCCGAGUAUUAACCUAGCUAUAUUUUGUAAUUUAUUUAUAUUUUCAAUAAGGAAUAAAAAGUCAUUUUUAUCAAUAACGAU